UUCUGUGCCGCUCAGCUAGCGCUCGCAACUAGCACCAAGAGCAGCGUGUGUGUGUGAGACCCCCAGCAUCUCUGGUCCAUCUCACGUAUAAUAAUAUCGUCGGUGGUCCCAGUAAUCUCUGUCACCAUCUCUGAUUUUUUUCGGGCUUGACACCAUCGCAAACGAGACUUUUCCGCGGGAGUAUGACUUUGGAAAGUUUUAAGUGAACUGUUGGAGUUUUGAGAAAGAAAAACUUUUUUCGCGAUGGCUGUACUAAGUCGUCGGAAUGUGUGGGUGUGUUUGGGAGUUGUACUUUUUUGUGGUGUGCUGCUGGGCACGGCGCUGGCAACGGAAGACUUUGAGGAGGACUCAGACUUAGUUUUCGACACAUUAGAAGCAACAAAUUUAAGAAAUCAUAGGAUAGCAAGGGAAUCGAGUAGUCAUAGUCAAUCAGAAUCUAGUCAAAAUGAAGAUGACCAUUGGUUGUUCGGAACUGUAAAUAGAAUAAAACGAAGUAUAGGUAAUAUAUUUUCAAAAAGGGAGGAUGGUAAAAACCUAAAACACCAUGACAAGAGCAGCGAAGAAAUUAAGAACCCCAACCAUUCCAAAUCGAAAUUCGAAAACAAUGAACACCACCCGAAUCUCUUAAGAAAUCACAGACAAGCUGACGAUGACUACGAUGACCUUGACGAGGAAAAUGAGGAAGAGUUGGGACAAGAGGAAGAUACUUAUGGUGAUGUACAAAAUGGACAAUAUGAGGAUAUAAAUGAGUUAGAUGAGGAUAAAUAUUAUAAUGAAAACGGUUCUUCUACAAAUUUCUUCGGACCAAUAGAAUUUGGUGGUUCAGGAACUGUCGUAGUAGAUCCAUAUAGAAGAAUAGAAUUAGAGGGAUCAGGUGAUAAUAAUAAUGAUUAUGACGAAGACAAUAUCGAUGUUGAUGACCCUGAGAACCCUCGUGUGGUACUAGGAGAUGAUGAGGAUUUACCUGGUCUCGGGUCUGGAAGAGAAGGUUCAGGUGAAGUCGAUGAAGGUAGACAUGUUGAAAGCGUGCCCGUGCCUACAGAGCGCCCUAUACCAAAAUACUACAGAUUUAUAAUUACCGUCCAAGAACCAUACAGAGAAGAAUUCAACAAUUUCAACAGUUAUGAAUUCCGUGAAUUGGCAGAUAGGGUGAAGCGAUCUUUGGAUCAACUGUUCGAUUCAUUUCCUGGUACUCAGUCAUCUACAGUAAUCAGCAUAGAUAAAGACAGGAACGACAACUUCAAAGUAAGAGUUACAGCAGAUCUUACUUCCUUAAGUCACUCAUCCAAUGAUGAAGUCAGGGACCACAUUCUCAACAACUUGAAUAGAAAUCAUAGGAUGGACUUCGUCGUGGCCGUACCUGAUGAUUUUAUAUUUAGGCCUUUUGAAGAUAGGGAACCGUACUGUAGCGAAGACGAACUAACAUGUCGUGAAAGCAAACAAUGUGUACCGCUGUCCGCUAGGUGUAAUUAUGUUUCUGAAUGUAAUGACAGAUCUGAUGAAGACGGUUGUCCCGCAAUUACAACACCUUCUGCCCCCACCACAUUUGAACCCUCGCCUACCAUCACCAUCACCACCACGACCACGACCACAGAACCACCGGUAGAGGGCAGCGGAGAAGAAGAGACAGGAGGCGAGCGCGCAGACGACGUAGAGCGAUGCGCAGACGGUUACGGCUCGUACCACGGCGACCAGCGGUGCGACGGCAUCUUCGACUGCGCAGACAGGAGCGACGAGAGGGGCUGUCCGUCAUGUAGGUGUAUCGAUUGCGGUGGUGGUUUGGCCUGUUUGAAUCACGUACUAAUGCUGGUGUUGGCGAUGGGCUUUACUAAUUGUUCGUUUGUGCACUUGCUGUGA
Sitophilus oryzae (rice weevil) is the source of this 1857-nucleotide messenger RNA. RefSeq lists its product as uncharacterized. The record is from RefSeq and is a predicted model, not a curated record. Lineage: Eukaryota; Metazoa; Arthropoda; Insecta; Coleoptera; Curculionidae. The transcript is spliced from 15 exons. Gene Ontology annotation, molecular function: protein binding. The coding region runs from base 244 to 1857 and encodes 537 amino acids.